AUGGACUUCGGAGAUGGAUCCAAUGUGUCAUCUUACAACUAUCAAUUCACCCCUUCAGGAUUUGAUCAAUUCGGCACUACUUCCAAUCCUGAGCUUCAAUUGCCUUGGAACGCGGACCAUACUUUGGCCAUUGAAACAGCCCCGGGUUUUUCUACUCAUACGCAGCAGCAGCAUUUGGGACGGCAACGCAAGGAGAAUGAGCAGCGCCCUCACAAAUGCACAAUACAAGGAUGCAAAGUCGACCCUUUCAAAAACCCAGCAGACCUCCGACGCCACAAAAUCAGUGUUCACGGCGAUCCUAAAUUCUUUUGUCCAGUCGUAACCUGCAAAUUUCACAAAAAGGGUUUCGGACGCAAAGACAAUCUCACCGAGCAUAAAAGACGAGUCCACGUUCCGGUCUUACUCAGUCCGGUGGCUACACUUGAAACCACGACGCAGGAUUUACAGACUGCAUCAUUUGAAGACGAAGAUAUGGAUGACUGGAGUCUAGCUGCAACCCCGGGGGGAAUGGAAAAUCGGUCUAAUGAUAAUUCUCCAACGAUAGCCUUUGUACUACAGAGGCUCGGAUUAGGAUAA
Sclerotinia sclerotiorum 1980 UF-70 is the source of this 576-nucleotide messenger RNA. RefSeq lists its product with no specific name. Bases 1 to 576 code for a protein of 191 amino acids. The transcript has 4 exons. NCBI's taxonomy places the organism in Eukaryota, Fungi, Ascomycota, Leotiomycetes, Helotiales, Sclerotiniaceae. Gene Ontology annotation, cellular component: nucleus. Gene Ontology annotation, biological process: regulation of transcription by RNA polymerase II. The record is from RefSeq and is a predicted model, not a curated record.